Topomyia yanbarensis is the source of this 2684-nucleotide messenger RNA. RefSeq names its product putative inactive tyrosine-protein kinase Wsck (gene Wsck). Gene Ontology annotation, biological process: cell surface receptor protein tyrosine kinase signaling pathway; multicellular organism development; protein phosphorylation. Gene Ontology annotation, molecular function: transmembrane receptor protein tyrosine kinase activity; protein binding; ATP binding. Bases 222 to 2486 code for a protein of 754 amino acids. Gene Ontology annotation, cellular component: signaling receptor complex. The record is from RefSeq and is a predicted model, not a curated record. Lineage: Eukaryota; Metazoa; Arthropoda; Insecta; Diptera; Culicidae. The transcript has 4 exons.
GCGUUGAUUACUUUAGGGCGGAUAUAAACAAAAGAGCGUGUGAUUUUCGAUCAUUGAUAAUUAAUAAUCCCGUUUUCCCUUUGUCGUGCGCGGAAUCUCGUCAAUUUUCUAUCGACUUACUAGACAGUCCGUCAUGGACAGUCUAUUUCCAGUGCUGAUUAUCUCAAAAAUGUGUAUUUCGUGAUAGUUUUUUUUGAUUUUCCUAUUCGCCCGAAAGAGAUAUGCUAAAAACAAGUUCGUCAUCAAAAUUGCGGGUGCGAUCAGCACUAGUAACAGGCGUGGUCAGUUGGCUUAUCUUCGGUUGGAGCUUGGUGGAAGGGCAGAAGGGGUCGUUUUUUGGCUGCUACCAGCGGGAUCGGUCGGGUCGGCUGGAAAUUAUAACCGAUCAUUUGGACACCUGUGUGAGUCAUUGUGAGCUCCAUUUUUACAGAUACGCAGCACUUUCGGAUAAGCAAUGUCUUUGUCUAAAUGUGAUUCGAACCCAAGUGAUCGAGGACAAGGAAUGUAACGUUUCUUGCCUUCAACCUCCAGAAAAUAGCUGUGGUGGUCAAACCGCACAAAGUUUCUAUGAUACGGGCGUUGAAGUUGCCGGUCCUGUAAAGAAUUUGAGACUUCUGGAUAUAGAAACAGAUAGUAGUAUAAAAAUAGCGUGGGACCCACCCGUCGCUGAUGGAGUAGUCGUGGAAGAGUACGAGAUCAGUGCCAGUGCUAUUUCAACCCAUGCUAAUUACGGAUUGUAUCCAGUCACCUGGACGGCUCAAAAUAGUUCGCAAAGCUUUGAAUUAUCAAAUCUGACUCCAGGGACGCGCUAUAACAUUACCGUUACGUCAUUAUCUGAGAAAGGUCGCGGAGGAAUGCAAUCGUUCGUAGCCGAGACUGAAAUCGGCAUACCGGAUCCAGAGCCGGAGGAGCCAUUAAUACUGCGCCGAUUGGAUUCUACAAUUCAAAUCGAAAUCCAGAAAGCAGUUAACAAUUACGGUCCUGUGAACUACUAUCGGGUGGUGGUUCACUACGUGAAUGACGAUUUGGUACAGCAAUUUGAUGAAAACUUGCUGGAUACAUUCCAGAAGUCGAAGGAAAAGGGGGUGCCCUAUUACAUAGCAGCCGAGGUUGAAAUGAAAGGCGAAUCAUUGCUCUUCACGGUAGGGGACGGUCGACUCUAUCGUAACUAUUUUAAUCCGCCAAUACCUCCACGUGCACACGUUCACAUUUCGAUCGGCAUUGUAAGCAUUCUACAUGGAGUGAUCAAGCUUCGCUACGCCACUACAACGCACGAACAGCAUCAGCAUCCGGACCAUCACCACGUGAACUCCACUAAUGUCCCUGAGCGCAACGAGGCCCUCAUAACCGUGCUGACCGUAGCAUGUGUGCUUUUUGGAAUCGUUCUUCUAGCCAGUAUUAUCUUGUAUAUCUACCUUCGUUACAAAACCCCAACCAACGGUCGUCCUUUGUCCGAUCAUCAUGAAAUGGUUCUGCAGGGACCAAUUCUGGAGGUAGAGAAUAAUGGUUACCUUCCCGAUAUCUACGAACAGCGUGGGUUUGAGGCUGAAUUGCAUGAUAUUAUAGAUUCUCUACCCCAUCACAAAAAGCAUGGACGAAAGUAUCUUACAUUGGAGAUUAAUAACAUUAUUGGAUCGGGUAACUACGGUGAUGUGCUCAAGGGCAGCCUGCAACGAGAUGGUGUUGAUCUUGCAGCUCAAGUUCAUGUCAUUUCCGAUGAUAUGGACAAAAUAGAUCAAAUUGCAUUUUUGAACGAAUUCCGACGGUUUAUUAAAUUGGAGAGUCAUUCGAAUGUGCUACAGCUUUACGGUGUCUGUGUUACUCCGGAUUGGUGCUACGUACUAUUUGAAGACAUGCAAAUCACAUUAAAACAAACGCUGCUUAACGCACGGAUACCAAAUAACGUCAACAGUCCAAAGUUUUCCACAAUUUCCGAGGAAAUUUUAAUCAACCUACUGUGCCUUGUCUGUGACGGAAUGCAAUAUUUAGUUGAGAAUAAUAUUGUCAGCAAGAAGCUUUGCGCGCGAACCAUCUACGUGAACACAAAAUUCGAAGUUAAAGUAAGUGCCUUCGGAUCACCAUUGUAUGGAGAAAAUGAUCAGCAGAUCGAAAUAAUUCGUUGGAAUGCUCCAGAAGUAAUAAAAUUCCAGAACCACACAACCAAAAGUGACGUGUGGUCAUUUGGACUGCUCAUAUGGGAGUGUUGUUGUUUGGGGGCCACUCCGUUCGGGACAACUACUGUUGAGAAUCUCUUCGCCAGCAUACGCGCUGGUAAUCGGCCAGAAAAACCGCUCUUCAUAUUUGAUGAUCUGUAUCAGAUGUGCCUUAACUGUUGGGAUCUGGAUGCCAGUGAUCGGCCGGAGUUUGACGAUAUCAGCCGCUAUUUGCGCCAGACUUUGCCCAUGCUACGCUACAUGCUAUCGUUCGAACGUGAUCAAAGCGUGCAGCUUCCACCGUACUUACCACACUUGGAGCUGAAACGCUGACAAGGGACAAUGGAAAACUGAAAUGUGUCUGUUUAGAUAAGAUUAACCACGUGACAAUUACUUUUAAACAAUCCGUCCAUUUCUAUUCUACUUUUCGACUGCCUUUUUAGAGUUAAGAUUAGGGUAACCACAACAUAAUUUGUUGUAUUAUGGAAAAUAUGUGAGAGUAAAGCACCUAUGUCAAAUACAUACAACAAA